Molecule: messenger RNA, 501 nt
Organism: Knipowitschia caucasica
Lineage: Eukaryota; Metazoa; Chordata; Actinopteri; Gobiiformes; Gobiidae
Source: the annotation of a GenBank genome assembly
AUGUCAGCUGUGGCAAAGUCAAAAGUGUUAAACCUUCUAAGGGUAUCAUCCCUUAUGAAUACAACUGCAAGACAACAAGCACAUCGGCAAAUAUUAUGCGCCCAGUCGCGUCAUAUUUUGGGACAUCAGCGAUUCAACAGUGUAUCAACACAGGGGAAGGCAGAUGAGUCCAAAGAAGAGGGAAUAAAUCUAACGGAUUCCUGUGUGAAGAGGCUAAUGGAGAUAACGGAGAAGGGUGAAUACCUCAGGAUACACGUGGAAGGGGGUGGAUGUUCUGGCUUCCAAUACAAAUUCUCUGUUGACAGCAAUAGGAGUGAAGAUGACAGAAUCUUUGAAAAGGGAGGUGUCGGUGUGAUUGUGGACCAGGAAAGCUUGGACUUUGUCAAAGGAGCCACACUGGACUUCAGCCAAGAGUUGAUUCGUUCUGCUUUCCUUGUGCUAAAAAAUCCCCAGGCUGAUCAUGGCUGUUCGUGUGGAAGCUCUUUCUCUGUCAAACUAUAG